CCUGCGCACAAACUCUGUUCAUCUUUGUCAAGGGCAAUUCAUUUAAACGGAUGAGCUCAGACAAGUCGGCUGGCUGUUUCCACUCGUCGGGCUUUUGCAGUGGAGCUUUUGAUUGGCUGAUUGUAUUAUUGUAUGCAAAUCCGCUCGGGGUUGCAGCCAGUAGGUGAAAGGCUCGCGCUGGUGUGGCUCUCGAGACCCGGAGCGCGAGCGCGGAGAAGCGGCUUUCCGCGGAGCUGUCCAGUCCUGGAGGUGCUGAAACGCAGGAUUUCACUCCAGUUUCUUUCUUUCUUCCGCGGAGCUGUCCACUCCAGGAGGUGCUGAAAGCAGGAUUUCACUUCAGCUGGAAGGAAUGCACAAACUCCGAGGACGCUGUACUGCAUAGAUAUUCUACACGGGAUUGGAUUUACUUCGCAUCACUUAACAUUGUUGCUCAUCAAGUAGUACAGUGUGCUAUUUUUCAAAACCUCAGUUGGAAAUACGUUUCUGGAUGACUUGUGGUUGGACACACAGGAGUGUAAUGUGCAGGUGUUGGGCGGUCGUUCUGCUCUGGGCCGUGGCUCUGAUGGCAGAGGCUCGUCCUGGUAAAGAAGGAUUCACCCCGCCGGCGUAUCGACCACUCGUCCGCUUCCGUCACAAGGAUGGGAUCUCAGAGAGUUUACGAAUGAAAGGGUUUCUUGGUCAGACUGGUUUCCCCGGGCCCUGUGAACAUAAGUACUGUGGUUUGGGGAAACACUGUGUGGUGGACAGAGAAACAGGUGAAGGAGAAUGUCAAUGUCUGGAGCGCUGCAAACCGCAUUACAAACCUGUGUGUGGAUCUGAUGGGAAACUCUACCAGAACCACUGUGAGCUCCACAGAGCCUCCUGUCUGGCCCAUCAGAGAAUAACCAUCAUGCACAGCGACGAAUGCUUCUACAAAGAUGACAACUGCCGUCUGGGAGAUUAUAAAAAAUUGAAGAGCAAGAUGUUGGACAUACAUGCUCAGAGGUACUUGACCGCCGCUAACCAAGGCAGCCACGAGAUGGAUAUGGCUGCUAGGAAACAUCUGGUGGACAUGAUGUUUAAGCGCUUUGAUGCAGACGGCGAUGGAAAAGUUGACAGCAGCGAGCUUUCACAGGUCAUCAAGCAGGAAGGUUUGAGCAGGACGGUGUCCGAAUGCACGCUGUUCGACCUCUUCAAAUACAAUGACAUCAACGACGACGAACACCUCACUAAAGACGAGUUUUAUGCAGCUUUUGAGGUGUACCAGCUCAGCCUUCCAGAAGAACAGAAGCUGAGUGUCACCACGGUAACAGUGGGUCAGAGCGCCGUCCUCACGUGUGCCAUCAUGGGAGACCAGCGGCCGCCCAUCAUCUGGAGACGCAACGGCCAUGAUCUCAACAUGCUGGAGCUGGAGGAUAUCAACGAUUUCGGAGAUGAUGGAUCACUGUACAUUACCAAGGUGACCACUACACAUAUGGGCAACUACACCUGCCAUGCGGACGGAUACGAGCAGCUCUUCCAGACACACACCCUGCAGGUUAAUGUGCCUCCUGUUAUCCGUGUCUACCCAGAGAGCCAGGCACGUGAGCCGGGCGUCACAGCCAGUCUGCGAUGCUACGCAGAGGGCAUCCCUGACCCACAGCUGUCCUGGCUGAAGAACGGCAUGGACAUCACCACUAAACUCUCCAAACAGCUCACACUUCAAGCAAACGGGAGCGAGGUUCACAUCAGUAAUGUCCACUUUGAGGACACUGGCGCUUAUACCUGCAUCGCCCGCAAUGAGGCCGGUGUGGACGAGGACAUCUCUUCUUUAUUCGUGGAGGACUCUGCUCGCAAAACACUGGCAAACAUCCUGUGGAGGAGGAAGGUCUGGGAUGGAAACAUGUUCUAUGUGUUUUAUGAGGAUGGUAUUAAAGUUAUCCAGCCGGUGGCCUGUGAGAUUCAGAGGCACAUCAAGCCCAGCGAGAAGCUUCUUGGCCUGCAGGAGGAGGUUUGUCCGCUCGUGGAAGGAGAGAUCGAGCAGAAAUGCUUGUGGACAUCCGCUGUCAACGUGAAGGACAAGUUCAUUUACGCCACACAGCCUUUGCUGAACCGACUGCUCAUUGUGGACAUCCAAUCUCAGAAGGCCGUUCAGACUGUGAGCACAGACCGGGUUCCAGUGAAGCUGCACUAUGAUAAAUCUCAUGACCAGGUGUGGGUGUUGAGCUGGGGAGAUCUGGAGAAAAACUUCCCAACACUACAGGUGAUCAGCCAGGCCAGUGGCAGCACAUCUCACCACACCAUCCACACGCAGCCGGUCGGCCAUCGCUUCGACAGGGUGGAGGAUUUCUUCAUUCCUCCCAUAAGUCUCACCAUCAACCACAUCAGGUUUGGUAUUGUCCUCCACAAGAAUGAGCCAGCUCUUCACAAGAUUGACUUGGAAACCACAUCCUAUGUGAAAAACAUUAGCCUGCAGCAGUAUGAUUGUAUCCCACAAUCCCUGGCCUACACACACCUGGGCGGAUACUAUCUGGUCAACUGUCGACCGGACUCAACAGGUGCGGCGAAGCCACAAUUAAUCAUCGACAGCAUAACAGACAACGUCAUCGGCCCUAACGGCGAUGUGAGCGGCACACCUUAUGUCUCUCCUGAUGGCCACUAUUUAGUGAGUGUGGACGACCGUGACGGGCUAAUGCGCUUACAGCAUGUGUCCGUACGGGGAGAGAUCGGCCAACCCUUUGACAUUCACACCAACCUGCACCUGUCCGAUCUGGCCUUCAUGCCCUCGUUCACUGAGGCCAACCAGUAUAAUGUGUUCGGAAGCUCCGGCCGGCAGACGGAUGCUCUUUUUGUGGAGCUCAGCUCUGGCAGUGUCAAAAUGAUCAAGAGCUUGAAGCAGCCCACAGCAUCGGCGCAGUGGCCCUGGAACCGUCAGAACCGGGUUAUGACCGGAAGCGGACUGUUCGGACAGUAUCUCAUGACCCCGUCACAAAGCUCCCUGUUUAUACUGGACGGGCGUCUGGAUAAACUCAACUGUGAGAUCACCGACGUUCCCUUGGGAAAUACUGUGGUGUGGGUGGGAGAGGCAUAAGGCGUCUUAAAAAGGGGGCUUGAGAGGGAAACAACAAACAGGUUGCACUGAAUUCGGUCUCUGUUUAAUUUAUCGAGCAGUUUGGAACUAAAUCUAAUUUGACUCUGCAUUGGAAAUGAGAAUUUUGGGAAAUGCUUGGUAAGGCUUUCGAGUCAAAUAGCUAAUAAGUAGUACUAAAAAAAAGUAAAAAUGUAAAAUUAGAUGGUGUCGAACUAGCUUUAAUUGAAGGCGAUCGAAUGAAUCGAUUCGAGUGAUACGAACGCAGAAAUAAAUCAUCAUUUAUCCUCAUUUCCCCAUUUGAAAAGACCUCCAAAAUGCAUUCGGCCCAUUUUUUUCCAGUGCCUUGAAGGAACGCUCGCUUGAAAAAACUAAGUAAACAUAAUUAUUCCCUGCGAGCCUGUGGAUAAAACGCGGAGAGAAUGCGAGAGCUACACUUUAAAUUUCACCUGUUUAUAACUCCCACAGACCCCGAAGCAUAUCUGGCCUAUUAAAACAGCAUCGUGCUGAGAAACCGUCACCUCCUGUGGAUAUUGAGAUAUUGGUAAAGGCGUGUUUGACAACUGUAAAUCUUCAUGAAAAACUAGGGUGCGAAAAUGACGACGGCGAGUUUUUUGUGUGAACCCCUACACUAAAAAAACGCAACGGCUAGAUAUAAACGUAACAUACAUAGGGACAGUUAUGAUCCUGUAUAAUCUUAGUAAGAGAGGUAGUAGAGUUUCAAGGGCACAUAAAGAAUCAAGUUUUAGUUGACUCAGCAGCCGUAAGAGUCUGCUUUCAGUAACUGGUGCGUCGCGUGGUGUGAUGUUAGACAUAAUUUAUGCAUUGCAAGGGUUAUAUAGCUGGGGAACAUUUAUUUGAGAGUCACUUUGCUACAAGAGCACGAACUAAGGAAUAUUUAGUGUCAGUAGGAAGCACAAAUGUGUGCUCACGAUAUUGAAUUAUUUCCUCAACGGACAGAGUCUAUGCAUUUUCAUUGAAACGCCAGCCAAUGGGCUGCAUGAAUUGAGCUUUCCCCCGAAUUAGUUCCGUUUUCAUGUUUUAGAUUUUGUAUAUUUUGUUAAAAUGCACACACACACACACACACACACAAAAUGGCUUUUUAUUGAGUGUGUUUUCCUUAUGCUCCGAGUAACCAUGACUCUUUUCUUUUGAUUUUUGUAGUGACUUGUGUUUUGUAAAUAGCAGAUUGGUCUACGCUCGCGUACAACACAGUAGCUGAAAUCAUCUUCAAACGGUUCAGGUUUCCCCUCGUUUAUUUUUGAGAUGAAAGAACUGCACUGUCUUUGUUCCACAAAUGACCAAGUACAUUGUGAUGUCACAUCCAGAGAUUUCAUCAGCUCCAUGUAGCCAUGUAUGUUGAUUCUUGUGAUUGUUAUUUAUGUAGAAACAUGCUUGACAUUUUGGCAGUUAAAU
Danio aesculapii is the source of this 4462-nucleotide messenger RNA. RefSeq names its product follistatin-like 5 (gene fstl5). Lineage: Eukaryota; Metazoa; Chordata; Actinopteri; Cypriniformes; Danionidae. Gene Ontology annotation, molecular function: protein binding; calcium ion binding. The record is from RefSeq and is a predicted model, not a curated record. Gene Ontology annotation, biological process: regulation of BMP signaling pathway; cell differentiation; multicellular organism development.